CCGAGUGACCUUGACAUUUCCUACUUGGUGCUCGAGCAAAUCAGGAAGGAGAAGGGGGCGUGGCCCUCGUUAUAUAACCGGAGCCGCGCCGCUCUCAAUUCACACACUGCAAGAGCCGGGUUUUGAAUCUCACUCAGACGAGGACCUGCUAAAUUUUCGGUGACAAAAUGGUGAAGAUUGGAAUUAACGGAUUUGGACGUAUCGGCCGUCUUGUGACCCGUGCCGCAGUGCUUUCUGGGAAGGUGGAGGUCGUGGCUAUCAAUGACCCCUUCAUCGACUUGGACUACAUGGUCUACAUGUUCAAGUAUGACUCCACUCAUGGCCCCUUCAAGGGAGAUGUGAAGGCUGAGGGUGGCAAGCUGGUCAUCAAUGGGAAAGCAGUGACCGUCUUCCAGGAACGUGACCCAGCCAACAUCAAAUGGGGCGAUGCUGGUGCUGACUAUGUAGUGGAAUCCACUGGCGUGUUCACCACCAUGGAGAAGGCUUCUACUCACCUGAAGGGCGGGGCUAAGCGUGUCAUCAUCUCUGCCCCCAGUGCUGACGCCCCCAUGUUUGUGGUUGGUGUCAAUCAUGAGAAGUAUGACAAGUCACUCAAGAUUGUCAGCAAUGCCUCUUGCACCACUAACUGCCUGGCUCCCCUGGCUAAAGUGAUCAAUGACAACUUCACCAUCGUUGAGGGUCUCAUGACCACAGUCCAUGCCUACACAGCCACACAGAAGACUGUGGAUGGCCCCUCCGGUAAGCUGUGGAGAGACGGCAGAGGCGCGCACCAGAACAUCAUUCCAGCCAGCACCGGCGCAGCCAAGGCUGUGUCCAAGGUCAUCCCCGAGCUCAACGGCAAGCUGACUGGAAUGGCUUUCCGUGUUCCUACUCCCAACGUCUCCGUUGUGGAUCUGACCUGCCGUCUUGAGAAAGCAGCCAAGUAUGAAGACAUCAAGAAGGUUGUCAAGGCAGCAGCUGAAGGACCCAUGAAGGGAAUUCUGGGAUACACAGAAGACCAGGUGGUGUCAUCUGACUUCAAUGGAGACACCCGCUCAUCUAUCUUUGAUGCUGGGGCUGGCAUUGCUCUGAAUGACCACUUUGUCAAGCUGGUUACAUGGUAUGACAAUGAGUUUGGUUACAGCAACAGAGUCGUGGACCUCAUGGUGUACAUGGCUUCAAAGGAGUAGAAUUCCUGCCCCUUCUGUGACAUAACUUAAACCACACACCCUUUUGAGAAACCCUUCCAAUCACAGCCCAUCCCUCAGUGUGUAGCAAUUGGAUAGAAAAAAUGAUGCACAAUAAAGUCCUUGAGUGAGAUCAAA
This is a messenger RNA of Acipenser ruthenus (sterlet), 1304 nucleotides long. RefSeq names its product glyceraldehyde-3-phosphate dehydrogenase (gene gapdh). Gene Ontology annotation, molecular function: NADP binding; NAD binding; oxidoreductase activity, acting on the aldehyde or oxo group of donors, NAD or NADP as acceptor. Gene Ontology annotation, biological process: glucose metabolic process. Bases 168 to 1169 code for a protein of 333 amino acids. The record is from RefSeq and is a predicted model, not a curated record. Lineage: Eukaryota; Metazoa; Chordata; Actinopteri; Acipenseriformes; Acipenseridae. The transcript has 12 exons.